CUUAUGUGCUAAUGAAAACCAGCCUUAACUUGCAAUCUAAUCAGUCACUGAGCACUUAUUUGACUACACUGCAGUCUACUGCUGUCAUGAAUACAAAAGCUUCUGUCCCUGACAAAGCACUGCACCGAAAUUGCCUGCAAAGAACUGCAGAAAGUGGUAUUUGGGUUACACAGCCUGCAGUGUAGGCAUUUUUGCUUGGCUAGCUGAGGGAGGAAUAAUUUUGUUAACAAUCUUGUCUGGUACAUCUUAUGGCCACCUUUAAGUCGGGAAAUGUAGAGUGUUGGAGGGUAACCAUCUCCGUCACCCAUUUCCUUUCUCCCCAUGAAAACCCUUUUUAUGGAAUCAACUAAAUACAGGAAUGAUAGUGUUCUGUUUAGACUUCAUAACACUGAUCUGAGAAUGAAAAUGAAUCAUAAACGUAGCUCUGCAAGGGGCAGAGGGAUACAAAAAGAAAAGAGGAAACUGGAGUUGGAAUUGGUAGAUGUGUCUAAAAAUGGUAGGAGAGAAGCAGAGUCAGUGGCAAGCACAAGUGGUACAGUUGAAGUUAGCCAGAAGGUAGUGGCAAGAAAUGAGCUAUGUGGGAGUGAUUCAGACAUCACUGUUGAGGGUGUGGAGAUUGAGCAGCAGCAGCCGCAGUGCAGAGACAUGGCACCUGGUACUAGUAAAAAUGGUGAGAAACAUGAACAAGUGCAGGCUGAUGCAGAGGUUCCUCAGGGAAGAAAAGGCAAUUAUCACUUGGAAAAAUUGCCAAAAAGCUUUUCGACUGGCUGCAUGGAGGAGGAAUACCAUGCACUGUGCACCAUUAAAACUGCAGCGGACAGACUAGCGGAAAAGGGGGUGCUGUCUUGUGUUGCUGAGCGGGCUAUGAGUUGGCUACGGCUAUCAUAUAAAAAAAUUCAUGACAAAGACCUACCGAGACAAGCCUGCCGAGUUGAAGAGACACAAGUUCUGGAAACACUUGAAGCCAUCACUGAAUGUAACACAAGCCCUGAAACCAGCAACACGGGAACAGCGCAAGGCACAGAGCAGCCAUCUUCUGAAGACUUGCCACAAACUCGUCGCUCCAAGCGCUUGGCACAGGCCUCGAAGGUUAACCAACCUGCAAGCAAGAAAUCAAAACCGGAAGUAGAAACGGAGCAUGAAGAUGAUGAUGAUGAUGAUGAUGACGACACCUUGCAAGCAGAAGCCUCAGCUGCCUCUGACAUUUCAUCCACCAGUGAGGUAGAAGUGGGACGUGGGUGGAAAAACACUUAUAAGCGAUCGCCACAGCCCAACAGUCGCAUGGAAUACCUUUCACAAUAUUAUCAACAUCUCCAGACCUUCUUCGGUGGCGAGUAUACCGAGAAUGAGGCUCUGGAGUUUACAAGAUGUCUCCAUCGAAUGAUGGAGAACAUCGAUUGUACCACCUCAAGUAUCGAUGGGCUCCUUGACCCUGACAAAGUAUGGGAAUGGGCAAAUGCCCGUAUAGAAACGACAAUGGUUGGGCGAACGGUCCAAAAGUACUUGCUCUCCCUUGAGAAAUUUUGCCAUUUCAUUGUGCACAAGCGGUCACCUCAGCUUCCCAAGUUGAGAAAAGCUUCGCUGAAGUUGGCACAGGAGGUGCACAAUAGAUGCCCCACAUGGAGGAGGAGUGCAAACAGAAUUGCUGCAGAGAGGAGGUGGAAGAAGAUUAAAGACGAUCCCGAAUACAUGGAGAAGGUAUGGGAGGAAGGCAGGAGAAGAAGAGCUGACGCAUUUGACGAAAACAUCCUCGGACUUCGCAAUCCAACACCCAUUGGCUCACGGCCCCUGAGGUCAAAGUGGGACCGAAAGGAUGAGAAACUACUGCUUCGUUUUUUUGCAUUCAAGCCACCGAAGGACAUCAUCCGACGUGUAUGUGAAGAAGUCGACGAACUGCAAGAGCUAGUGGCCCGAAAGGGGUUUGAUCGUGUUUAUGAGAAAGUGAAAACUAUGUAUAGGAGAACAAGGGCUAUCAUUGGAUAAACAAUUCGACAAAGACGAAGCA
Molecule: messenger RNA, 2005 nt
Organism: Orbicella faveolata
Lineage: Eukaryota; Metazoa; Cnidaria; Anthozoa; Scleractinia; Merulinidae
Source: RefSeq, a predicted model, not a curated record